CCUCGUCAGGGCCCCAGGGAGCGCCUCGGCUCGGUUCCGUCUCUGGGCUGCGCCCGGGCUGGCGGCCGCGGCGGCAGAGCAGUGGGACCCGGGAUCCGUGCUCCGCCGGGAGUUGGGCAGGGCAGCGCCCUCGCCUCCGCGGCGUCAUGGGCCACCUCCCCGGGCCUCAGCGGGCACCAGCCGCGGGAACCCCCGGGCCUCCUCUCGGCCGAGUCUGAGCGACCCCAGGGUUCCCCGGCUCACAGUCCUUCCGCCCUAUUUUUUUUUCCCCUGCCCUCGCUGCCGCAACUGCUUCAGCUCUCGGUUAUGGCAACGGAGCCACCAUCCCCCCUCCCGCUCGAGGCGCCUGGUCCCCCAGAAAUCCGGAUCCCACCGGCGAGCGAUGCAGUUUCUGAGAGCGCCCCGAAACCAGCAGGCGUCAGGCUCCGCUUCCUCAACGGCUGCGUGCCCCUGUCGCAUCAGGUGGCCGGACACAAGUACGGGAAGGACAAAGUGGGUAUCUUGCAACAUCCAGAUGGCACAGUUUUGAAACAGCUACAGCCACCUCCAAGGGGUCCUAGAGAGCUAGAAUUCUAUAAUAUGGUAAGUGAGGUUUAUGCUGCUGAUUGUACUGAUGGUGUUCUUUUAGAGCUACGAAAAUAUUUGCCAAAAUAUUAUGGCAUCUGGUCACCUCCCACUGCACCAAAUGAUUUAUACCUAAAACUGGAAGAUGUGACCCAUAAAUUUAAUAAGCCGUGUAUAAUGGAUGUAAAGAUAGGGCGAAAAAGCUAUGAUCCUUUUGCCUCAUCUGAGAAGAUUCAGCAACAGGUCAGCAAGUACCCAUUAAUGGAAGAGAUUGGGUUCUUGGUGCUUGGCAUGAGGGUUUAUCAUGUUCAUUCUGAUAGCUAUGAGACAGAAAACCAGCACUAUGGAAGAAGCUUAACAAAAGAAACUCUAAAGGAUGGAGUUUCCAGGUUUUUUCAUAAUGGAUUCUGCUUAAGAAAAGAUGCUGUUGCUGCCAGUAUUCAGAAGGUUGAGAGUAUCCUGCAGUGGUUUGAAAGCCAGAAGCAGCUUAACUUUUAUGCAAGUUCAUUACUGUUCGUUUAUGAAGGUUCAUCUCAGUCAGCUACUACAAAAUCAAAUGAAAGAACUUUGGCAGAAAAGUUUUUGUCCAAAGGACAAUUCUCAGACCCAAAUGUACUGGAGUACAAUAAUAAUUUUCGAGUGAUAAGUUCCACAACAAAUGGAAAAAUAGAGGCUUCCGUAGGCAAAAGCUUGUCUAAGAUGUAUGCUCGUCACAGAAAAAUGUAUUCAAAAAAGCAUCACAGUCAGACUUCAUUGAAAGUUGAAAGUAUAGAGCAAGACAAUGGGUGGAAAAGCUUGUCACAGGAACAUUUGAACGGAAAUGUCCUUUCCCAACUGGAAAAAGUUUUCUAUCAUCUUCCCACUGGUUGCCAAGAGACUGCAGAUGUGGAAGUGCGAAUGAUAGAUUUUGCUCAUGUUUUCCCUAGCAACACAAUGGAUGACGGAUAUGUUUAUGGGCUGAAGCAUUUAAUUACUGUACUGCAGAGUAUUUUAGACAAAUGAAUCCCUUUCUGCAGUCUUUUUAAGGGGUGGGGCAAUCAUUGUGAAGAGCAGCAGUCUAUCUCUGCACUUGUAAUGCUAUGUAAAAAGUUUAUAUUGUGAGUCUGCAUUUUAUUUGUCUUUAUACUUUUGGUAGAAGGGUUAACUUUUUUAUAAUCUUACUCAGGAAAACUAAUUAUUUGUUCAUUAGAAAACUAUGAAGAAUAAAGAAACUUUGGAAAGUCAAGCAGGGAAUGUGGUGGUGGUACAUGGUUGAAACAUCUAUUUGGCUCAAGUAAAAUGCAAACUAUUAUUCAGUCAUUAAGAGUUUAGUUUUCUAUAGCCAGUUUAUCAUGGAAUCUCUGUCCACCCAACUUUGACAAUGAGCCAUAUCUAAACUCAUUACAUUAUGAGAACACUUUCAAAAAUCUAGAAAGCACAGGUUGAUGUCAUUAGUAUUGCUAUAUGAAAUUAUUAAAACUGGAGAAAAUUCUACUUCAGAAAUAAGUACUAUUUAGGUUUUAUAUUAAAGUUUAGAUCAGCAUACCAAAUGGUGCUUCUUAAGGAAAUGAUUUUGAAUUAUUACAUUCCAAAAGUAGAUUUUCUCUUUAAUUUUCAUUUAUGUUCAUAUUGGCAACAUGUUAUAUUUCAUGAAAAAGAUAAUUGAAAUGGACAACAACAACAACAAAAAUCUUGAAAUUUAGGGCACUAAUGAUUAUUCUUGCUGGGGUAAGAAGGGGAAAAAUAAAGUACUUGGAAAGAACAUGUUUUUCCUUUAAAAUCUUUCAUUUAUGGGCAAAUUGGAAUAUAUAUUCACCACUUUUUGAAAAGUGUUAUAACUAUAUAAUAAUACCUUUUCUUUUUACUACAACUUCAAAAUGUGGAUGCUUGAAGGUUUGUCUUAUAUCUCCUUUAAAUAACUUGAAUUUUUAAAAAAGUUAUAUAUUUUUAUGUGUCCAUUUAGUUAACCAGUAGUAUAAAUGUAUGUUUCUAAAAAUGGUGUUUUUCGGAAUACUAAUGAGCAGGGAAGAACCACACUCGAUAUUGAGUAUUGUCAAAAAUACUGUGUAGAUUAAUACAUCAUAGAGAAUGGUGCAUAUCUAAAUCCUCGCUUCUAUUUCAUUCUUACUCAAAAUAAUUUUAUAUUCAAGAGAGAAAUUUUGAUUUAGUUUCAUGGGGAGGGAGCAAUACUGUUUUUUCUGGAAAUUAGAUUCUGUGUUAUCUGUGUUUCAUAUUCACCAUCUUUGAAAAAAUAAGCAUUUAUUAUUAUUGAUAACAUUUAAACUUUAAAAUUAAAUUUGCAAAUAUGUUAGAUGUUUAUGCUUUCAUUGUUUGCAUUUUGAUUCACUAAUAACACAUCUAAGUUGUUAACAGUUUUGUCAUAUUAUUAGAAAAUGUUUUAGAGUUGGAAAUUGUUAGUCCCUCCUACUCUUCCCCUAGAAUUACAAAUUAAACUUUUGAAUUUAAGCACCUCUUUCUGGUGUGGAAGAAAGUAUCACAGUUUAUGUUUAUGUUACCUUCCCAACCCUCUCUUAGGGCACUUUGCAGAUAUCUGAGAACAAACAGAAGUACCAAAUGCACUGUGAAUUCUAUGCUUAAUAAAUCUGUUAAACCUGAAUAACUUUAAACUUCAUAUGCAUUUUGUUAUAGCAAAUUCAGUUGUUUUUAAUUUUUUAUGUAGAGUCAUUGUAAAUUCUUUUCUAGGGACUUCAUAUUUUUUUUUCUACUGCCUAAAUGGAUAUUGGCUUUUGCUUUUUGUGUGGGGAUGAAUUUCAAGUCAUAAUUAAUAGUCAGAAAUUUUCUAAUUUUACUUGAUUUCUCCUACAAUAGACUUUUGUUGUUGUUGUUAUUUGGAGAGCAGUUCAGUAAAUCUUAAGUUCAGAUAAUUAGACACAAUUUUGAAUCUGAACAAAACAGGAGGCUUUUUUUUUUUUUGGUAGGGAAUGGUAUCAGCCUGUGUAAAAUGAAUUUAAUACAUUUAAAUAUUAUCAGGGUUUGUUUUUUUUUUGCACAUUUUAGCUCAACAAAGUGUAAGUCAACUGUUCUAGAUUUUCUUUAUCCAUAUUUGGAAAUACAGUUUUGUAAAAUCAUAUUUUGUUUUAUUUUAAUAAAACAGGAAGCGCUUUUUAUCUUUUGUUUUUCAGGGAAGGGAUUAACAUUUAAUUCUGUUUGUUUACAUUUUUUAUCACUGUUAUCCAAUACUCAUUUUAUGUUGCUUUAUAAGUAAACUUACAUAUAACAGAGUAUCUGUUUAUGUAAUCUACAUGUGACUGUUUUACUAUGUAGUCCAGUCAUGUAGCAUUAUGCUGAAAUAUACCACUGUGGGAAUAGAAUGAUCACUAUUCACCAAGCAUAUCUAAACAUACAAAUGUUUAAGAAGUAAAGCGUAAUAAGGAUAUAGUUUGGGUUAAUAAGGUUAUCAAAUUUUUUCCACUAGGAAACACAAAUAAUGGCUUUAGUGUAUUUCUUAUGGAAUGCACUCAUAAAGAGAAGUUCAAGAAAUUAUGAGUGAAUAAUACAUUUCUCUAGUAAAAAUUUAAAAUUGUAUAAUAGUUUUAUAAUAAAGUAUUUACAUUCAUUGAUAUUUUAAUACAGAUGGAUGUUGCAUAGAUUCAAGUAAAAAUUGAUGAUAAAUACUAAAUAUUUUAUCUAAAUAGUUUUUCAAGAAUCAUUUGUGAAAAUGUGUAUAUUAAAUAGCUCUAAUAUGGCACUGAUGGUAUUUCAACUCAGUAUUCAUAAUUCUUUAUGUGUCAGGAAAGAUAGUACUUACUAUGUAUGUCUUUUACACUACAAUUUGCUGUUGUGGGGCUUUAGAUUGUGUUAACUGAAUAAGAACUUUUUUCUGAUUUUGAGUAUACUUUACUGUUUUAUGGUUUUCAAGAUGAUACUCUUCAUAUCUCUAUAACCUCUAUCAAAUUUAUAACAUGACUUAAGGAAAAGGCAUUUUCAGAGUUAUUUUAGUUGCAUUUCUUCUGUUUCAUGCAACUGAAAACAUUUGUUUCUAGGAAUUGGAAUAUUGUUGAAGAUGUAGGAUGAAAGGAAAUGGAAAAACAAUGAAAGAAUUGUAUUUGUGAAAUGACAGAAAUUUUGUCCUGUGAAGCUAUUUUAAAGCAUUUUCAUCACUUUAGUACCAUUUUCUCAUAGCAGUUCAGCAUUUGAUACUUUAAAACUUGAUUUGCUUUACAAAUUGUUUACGAUGCUUUGAAUAAUCUUUCUGAUCCAGUGCCUUUAACCUUGGUUUGUGGAAUGCGUAGCUUCAGUUGUCCUUCCAUUACAUUCUGUGUUAUCAUAGUGUAGACCUCAGUUCUUGUCAUUUUAGUCUGUUAAUGGUUUGGGAAAACAAGUAGAGUUGCUCGUGGAGGCCAGGCUUCUUAGUUAAUUCAAAAAUACUUACUGGAUAUCUACCAUGUGCCAAGUAUUUUAAGCCCUUGAAUAUACAGUUGUAAAGCAAUUAGGCAAAGCUAUAACUAUUUCCAGUAUACUGUCUAGAUGAGGUGGGGUUGGGGCUGAAUUAAAAUAGCAGUGGUAUAGAGAAAUACUCAUUUUGAGGUGACAAAAUUAACUAGCAUUUGAGCUUGUGUAAAGAUAAGGCAGUUGUUGAGUUGAAAUGAAGCAACUGUGUUAGGUUGAAAAUAAUACUUUGCAGUAUUGUAACCUCUUUCACUUUGAGUUCAAGUAGUAACUAUAGAUAGCAUACAGAGGCCUUAAUUUUUCCAUUUUCUUGCUGGUAAAGGUACGUUUACUUAGAGUGUCCAUUGAGAGUAGUGUUAUAACAUUACUGUGAAAAAUGUUCCAUUAUGUUUUCACAAGCAAAUUACUGCACAUUUUUAUAUUGUAUUUUAUAAUUUAGUACAAAUGUUUUUGGCCUCAAUCUUCAGAUCACCAGUAUUUUAAAUUUGGCAGUGAAUAUGAAAUUUUUGACUUACGGAUGAUUUUAUCAUUACCUAAAAUGCUAGUUAAUAUUUUAGGAAGGUUAGAGUUUCUAUUUUUGGGGAGUUAAUGUUUAAAUUAUUAUUUUGAUAGCAUCUAGUAAGAGGAAAUAGUAUUCAUAGGAUUAAACAAAUUAUAUUAUACUCAAGAAUUCUUUUUAAUUGUUAAACUUUCUUAUCAUUGGGGUUAAAUUUUGGCCUGGUGUUCACUUACAUAUUAACAAGUUUAGUUAUGAAGUGAAAUAGUCAAGUAUGAUGUGUGAUGCACCUGUAUACGAGAAUGGCGUGCACAAAGACACUUUACUAUGGGAGUUGUACUGGAAGACUUACGAACGCAUGUGAAAUUGCACCUGAAAUUGUGUUACUAGUGACUAUGCUAAGUUUAUUGUACUUGAUGAAUGAAUGUAUGUAGUCAAAGUUACUUUGGUUUAAUGUCUCUUUUUAAAUGUGUUUGUAAUUUGUACUAUCAAUGGGGGUGUUCUCGGACUGCAGGGGUUAUUGUCAAUGUGUGAUUUUAUUUUAUAGAAUCAUCUAAUGUGAUAUACCAAUUUUUAUAAGUGAUAUUUAGAUAAUUCUAAUACUGUAUAUUUGACAGCCUAUUAAAAUGUUUUGCAUUGGA
Artibeus jamaicensis (Jamaican fruit-eating bat) is the source of this 6090-nucleotide messenger RNA. RefSeq names its product inositol polyphosphate multikinase (gene IPMK). Lineage: Eukaryota; Metazoa; Chordata; Mammalia; Chiroptera; Phyllostomidae. Gene Ontology annotation, biological process: inositol phosphate biosynthetic process. Gene Ontology annotation, molecular function: inositol tetrakisphosphate kinase activity; inositol-1,4,5-trisphosphate 3-kinase activity. The record is from RefSeq and is a predicted model, not a curated record. Gene Ontology annotation, cellular component: nucleus; cytoplasm. The coding region runs from base 307 to 1566 and encodes 419 amino acids. The transcript is spliced from 6 exons.